Messenger RNA from Trypanosoma brucei brucei TREU927, 1152 nucleotides. RefSeq lists its product as hypothetical. Bases 1 to 1152 code for a protein of 383 amino acids. Gene Ontology annotation, molecular function: protein binding; peptidyl-prolyl cis-trans isomerase activity; mRNA binding. The transcript has a single exon. NCBI's taxonomy places the organism in Eukaryota, Euglenozoa, Kinetoplastea, Trypanosomatida, Trypanosomatidae. The record is from RefSeq and is a predicted model, not a curated record.
AUGGUUACCUCUACUGGUCUUCUCUCACGUGUUGCAGCAGUAGAGAAGGCGGCGGAGAUUGCUAAACCACCACCUCCAAAGGUAGUGGAACUAACGGAAGCAGCCAAGCAGCUUCCCCAGCACAUUAUUGGUGUAACGGACCCUACCAAACUUAACGCUCAGGUCUCAUAUUUUCAAUGCCCUCCUUGGGCCGCGCUCCCUUCAGUCGCAUGUCAUUUGCAGUGUACACGUGACGGUUUACCUUUACCCGCACUAGGGUUGCAUCGUUUUCCGUUUUAUUUGUUUGGUCGGAGUAAGGUUUGUGAUUAUGUUCUUGAGCAUCCCUCCAUUAGUAGCGUUCAUGCCGUCCUUGUGUUUCAUGGUGGGCAACGCUGUUUUGUGUUAAUGGACUUAGGCUCAACUAACGGUGUAAAAUUAAAUGGCAAUCGCAUCGAGAAGAGGCGACCGCUGCCCGCUCCCGUUGGGAGCAGCAUUCAGUUCGGGUUUAGCUCUCGGGUCUACAAGGUUCAACUGGGGCCUCCAUCAUCGUCCAAGAGGUUGCGAGAGGAACAAGAGAGGCAAGAAGCGGAGGAGGGAAAAAGGAAGUGUGUGGAGGAGGAUCAGCAGAAUGGAACAUUGGGAGACACUCGGGUUUCACCUUCAACGUCGGGAGCUGUUUCUAAUGAAGAGCGAAUAGAGGGUAAUGUUGUAGUAGACAGAACGGUGGUUGAAUCCGUUGCCGCAGAAACUAAAGAGGUUGUGACAUGUGAUGGGGUGUUAGAAACCUCUGUUCAGGCAGGGGCGCCUCCACCUACCGAGCGGCAUUUCUACCAUGUACUCGUAAAACACAAGGAUGUACGCCGUCCUUCUUCUCUCGCACCGAGAAACAAGGGAGAGAAGAUCACGCGAUCAAGGGCUGACGCCAUUAAUUUAGCACAGGCGAUACUUGCUCAGCACAAGGAAAGGAAGACCUGGUCGUUGGACGAAUUCGUACAAGUGGUGCGUGACUUUAGCGAAUGCGGUUCUGCCAAGCGUGAUGGAGAUCUGGGCAUGGUGGAGAGCGGAACGUACACGGAGGGCUUUGACACCGUUGCGUUUUCCCUUAAAAGUGGUGAAGUAAGCGCGCCAGUGGAAACUGAGCUGGGUGUGCAUUUGAUAUAUCGCGUUGAGUGA